This is a messenger RNA of Parnassius apollo (apollo), 663 nucleotides long. Lineage: Eukaryota; Metazoa; Arthropoda; Insecta; Lepidoptera; Papilionidae. The record is from the annotation of a GenBank genome assembly.
AUGAAAGCGAACUUUAUCCGCUGGAAGCAUUUGCAAACAGUCUCCAAUGCAGCGUCACUGAAUACCCCGGAUAUCACGCAGAAACUAACGGAGCGCAUAGACGACCUGAAGCAAAAGAUUGCUGCUUGGGGGAAGCGGAUUCGCCGAUUUACCGAGAGGUCAAGGCGGUUCAACCAGAAUCGUCUCUUCCAGAGUGAUCAGAAGAGGCUCUACAAAUCAUUGGAGCGACCAGAGGUAUGUGGAGCGGGCCCAGGACCGGAUCAGGCUAACACUGUCGCAUUUUGGCGUGGCCUGUGGUCAGAGCCCGUAAACCACAGCGAGGGCUCUUGGACGGAAGUUGUGGCGAGUCAGUGUGCGAGUAUUACGCCCAUGGACCCCGUCAUCAUAACGCCGGAUGACGUAGCUGAGGCGGUCCGUAGAGCCCCGAACUGGAAAAGUCCGGGACUCGAGGAACUACAUCACUACUGGCUGAAGGGAUUCAUGGUGUGUCACCCUGUGCUCGCCCGUCAGUUUCAAGAGGCUCUCAACCAGAAGUCGCUCCCUAGCCUCUUCACUACUGGGAUCACUCAUUUGGUUCCUAAAGACCAGCGUAUACCCCGGACAACAUACGACACUUGCGUACCUUUCCACUCAGUUGACUCGCAGCGCUCCGUUAAGCACUAA